UGGACAGAGAAAUAGAGAACAGAGAAAUGCGUGGCUGCUGAGUCUCCUGACUUUUGCUCUAGGUGUGUUAGACAGGAGGGAAGAAAUUAUGUGGGACCUCCACUGGUAUGCUGAUGCAUAAACUCACCCAAUGACUGCACCAGGAUAACCUGGAAACAGCCAGAGGAAUCUAGCAGCUGAUAAGUAGAGAGCAGAGUAAAGUCCAUCAUUCAGACAAUGACACAUUUAGGUUGUUUUGAAUGAAUGACAGUGCUGACUUGGAUUUAAGUAGUUUUUUUUUGUGUGUUUACAUACAUAUCCGGUGAACAGUGAAGCAACUGUAGCCCACUUUUUUUAGAUAGUCUGCAAACUGUAGGACAAUGCAGGAGGAUGAUGAUGAUCCUAAAUAUACAAGCAAAUGUUUUUUAUGACCCAGCAGUGGGAAGUCCUCCACUGGCAUUGUCAUUCACCUGACCUCAGUGCAGCUGAGCAGUUGUGCCACUUGCCAAAAGAACAAAGGCAAAAGUCCAGUUUAUAGUUCAGGUCCAACACAGAAUCACCAGGGGAGAUAUAAGUGUCCUCUGGGAUCACAGACUUCAGACAGUCAAUGACUGAAAACAGUUUGACACCAAAUGUUAUAUAUCAUGAUAAAGUUUGUUUUAAUUGGUCAAAUGAAAAGCUACAAUUCCUACACAGUUGGUCUGUGGAUAUAAACACCAUCAAGGUAAAGAGGAAAGAUUAACCUCAUAGUCAUGGUUUCAUUUCAAAGCCAAUGUGCUGAAGCACAGAUAAAUUACAACAGAACUAACAAAUAUGUGUAUCAAUGAAAAUAGUCUUUCUUGAACAGUUUUAGCAGUCGUAUUACAGUUCCCUUAUUAAUUUUUCCUUUGAAUUUUGCCUCAAUGUUUUUCAGGUCUACUCACUCACACCACCACACUGGCUCCCUUUACUUUGUUCACCUGUCACAGGCUGGCGAGACAUACCAGCACUCAGGGGCAUAGAGAGUUUCCAGAGGACCAGAGUAGAGAGCUCGUGAGACACCAGGAGAUUUGUUGGACCUCAACUAUAAACUGGACUUUUGCCUUUGGUCUGAUUUUCGGCGAGUGACACACCUGCUCAGCUGGACUGAGGUCAGGAAAAUGAGUGAGCUGGAGGAUAUCAGCCACCACAUUCAUGACAGGAUAUCAUCCAUUCAACGUAUGCUGGACCUGUCAGUUGCAGAAGUUCCUCAUAAUAACAUUAAGAAACUUGGACAAGAACUCUUUGCACUUGAGAGACUUGUGGGGGAGUUUGAAAACUGUAUUGGUCAGCAUAAAGACCAACUAAAACACCUGAAGGAACUUGAGGAGUUAUUCCAAAAGGAUGUGGAGGAUGUCCAGCAUCUUAAAGAUAACAUACCUGCACACAUGCCCAGGAAGAAAUGCACAGCAAAUGGAAAAGAAGCUGUAAUGAAGCAGAGCGAAGCAGCAGACGUACAGCACCCCCAACCAGAACAUGUCAAGAAGACCAACAAGAGCUAUGUAAGAGAGAUGGAGUUCAUCACUAUGCCAGAGUUUGAGAGCAUCCCUCAGUAUAUGAAAGGACGUGUAUCAUACGAUCAACUUAAUGCAGCAGUGAGGAGCAUUAACACAGCUGUUGCAGCCAAAUACAAGAUCCUCCAUCAGUCUGCGAAAACUCUCAACAACCAUUCACGCAAGCUGUACCAGCGCUUUAAGGAUCAGGAAACAAAAGAUACAAAAGGUCAGUAUUUUGUGGUGGAGGAUGACUUCCGUGAAUUUACUCAGAUGAAGGUGGACAAGCGACUUCAGGGGAUUCUGAACAUGCUGCGACACUGCCAGCGCCUACGGGAACUACGAGGGGGAGGCCUUACCCGCUAUAUGUUGUUAUGAAUCAACACCACAAUGAGGCAGAUGUGUUUGUUUUGUUGUUUUUCUAUAUAUAUGGUUGUUAUUGUGAAAUAAUUUGUAAAUGUGCACAUUUCCUGGUAAAUGGUAGCCACUAUGGCAUGAAGGUUUUUAUAGACUGCAUACCUUUAAGGUUAUUUUAUCCACCAUGCUGGCAUGUCAAAUGCUACAUGUGGGGUUGUUUGAAUCAUCACUUAAAUGACAAUAACCAGUAGUUUCAUUAGGCUAGAGGCCUUGUUGACUGAUAUAGUAUAUUCCUCCAUCCAUUAACUAUACCACUUAUCCUGUAAGCUAGAGGGUCAUGAUGGGCAGGCUGGACAAUGGGCGAUAGGUGGAGCACACCCUGCACAGGUUGCCAGUCAACCAUACGGCAUCCCUCAAAAUCACAAAGCAACUUUGUGUCCCUAAAAAGAACUACUGUGAUUAGUGUUUUUCUACUCAAAAUAUCAUCUAAAUGUACACAUUUACCAAAUGUAUCUGGGUAUAUGCUUUCAUCAUCCACACCUGUAUGUGCAAACCUGCUCAUAUACUGGUAUGUAUGUGUGUAUGUAUGAUUAAGAAACUAAAUUGAAUAAAAAUCAAAGGAAAGCAGUUAA
Molecule: messenger RNA, 2479 nt
Organism: Thunnus maccoyii (southern bluefin tuna)
Lineage: Eukaryota; Metazoa; Chordata; Actinopteri; Scombriformes; Scombridae
Gene: ska1
Product: spindle and kinetochore associated complex subunit 1
Exons: 10
Coding region: 1119-1868 (249 amino acids)
Biological process (GO): mitotic cell cycle; regulation of microtubule polymerization or depolymerization; cell division
Cellular component (GO): spindle microtubule; outer kinetochore; mitotic spindle
Molecular function (GO): microtubule binding
Source: RefSeq, a predicted model, not a curated record